AAAGCUGAUCAAGAUGGGUAAUGACGGUGGAAGUAUCCCAACUCGCCGAGAGCUAGUGAAAGAAGCUGCGCGGAAUCCAAAUACAACUCAGCUGAAGGAGACGCUUCGAGAACACCUUGAACACUUCUGGACGACAUGCCCUCUAUCUCAUAAGCAGCUGCUCUCUCCUGUGGUAUCUGAUGGCGUUGGGAAUCUAUACAAUAAAGACGCCGUUUUGCAGUAUCUUCUACCCGGAGAUGAUAUCCAGGCUAUCAGCGCAAAGGCCGACUGCGAUGAAGUGCUGCAAGCAAGAGUCAAGUCUCUUCGCGACGUAGUUGAGCUCAAAUUUGAGGUUGAUGGGAAUGCUGAUGCACCAGAGGGGAAGCGCAAAAGUCGAUGGAUCUGCCCAGUCACGCAAAAGGAGCUUGGCCCAAAUGUGAAGUCAGUGUAUCUCGUUCCCUGUGGACACGUAUUUUCUGAGGGAGCCAUCCGUGAAAUGAAGUCCGACAAAUGUCUACAGUGUAACGAACCCUAUGACCCAUCAAAUGUAAUACCUAUCCUCCCAACCCACGAGCCUGAAAAAGAGCGGUUAAAAUCACGACUAGAGGAAUUAUCUCGUCAAGGUCUCGCCCACUCAUUGAAGAAGCUGCCAGGGUCGAGCAAAAAGCGGAAGAAGAACCGUGGAGAGGCAAACGGUGAUACUGAGAACAGUGCCAAACCAGAAACCACGUCAAAUGGAAAAACCAACACCGAAAGCAAGAUGUCUACUCCAUCAGCUACGCCUGCAGCGGUCGGUAUAAAGAACGCUGGCACCGCUAUGUUAACCGCUAGAGUCCUCGAGGAACAGAAUGAGCGACGUAAGCGUGCUAAGACGGAAAGAAGCGACGCCGUUCAGUCCCUUUUCACGUCUAAGGACAAAAAGGGCCAGGGCAAAAACGUGGAUUUUAUGACCCGAGGGUUCUCAAUUUCGCGUUAG
Microsporum canis CBS 113480 is the source of this 955-nucleotide messenger RNA. RefSeq names its product DUF602 domain-containing protein. The transcript has 3 exons. Gene Ontology annotation, cellular component: nucleus. NCBI's taxonomy places the organism in Eukaryota, Fungi, Ascomycota, Eurotiomycetes, Onygenales, Arthrodermataceae. Bases 14 to 955 code for a protein of 313 amino acids. Gene Ontology annotation, biological process: mitotic DNA replication termination; site-specific DNA replication termination at RTS1 barrier. The record is from RefSeq and is a predicted model, not a curated record.